GCCUGGCACAUGUCUCUCAAACGUAAGUUCAAAUAUGAGCGGGUGCCACUGGUAGAUGAUGAAGAGGUGAGAAGAAUGAAACAGAAAUUUGGUCAUCACACAAAGCCUUUACAACAGGAAGAAAACACAAGCAAACGAGCCAAGGCAUCAAAGAAGGUGGAUAUUAUUGGGGAGGAUGAUACCUCAGUAGCGAGCCAUGUGAAAGUCCUGCAGGACCAGUAUCAGAAGACACAGCCAGAUGCCCGAAUGGUGGAGGAACGGAUGAUAAGGACAUUUGCUUGGAGAAGGCGAGAGAUUGCCAAUGGGAUGACUGUCAAAGAAGCCAUUAACAAAUAUCCAUUCCUUAAGAGUCCAUGCGGGCUAUUUCAGGAAAUGGGCCGGCUUCAUGAUGAAAUGAAUAUCUGCCGAAGAUUCGAAGAUGGCUUUAAGGUCCUAGUACCCAAAGUGCUUAGCUUGACUCAAAGGAAAUCUCCCCUUGCAGAUCUGGCUUUGGAGGAAGGGGGGCUGCCUUCACUGAAGAUGUCCCUGGUAAGUGACUGACUGAUCAGCCAUGGUCACCCCUAGUGUUGUGGAGCCAUUUAAGAUUCAUUUCUUUUCUAUUUGUCUUCAGACAAGAUAAGGUCUAACUAACCAAAAUACACUGUACAUUAAUU
This is a messenger RNA of Carassius carassius (crucian carp), 653 nucleotides long. Its product is annotated as sterile alpha motif domain-containing protein 3-like. The transcript has 3 exons. NCBI's taxonomy places the organism in Eukaryota, Metazoa, Chordata, Actinopteri, Cypriniformes, Cyprinidae. The coding region runs from base 10 to 540 and encodes 176 amino acids. The record is from RefSeq and is a predicted model, not a curated record.